GCUAAGCACAAGCAGACGACGUUCAAAUCAAUGGCGCCUCUGUUUCUCAAGAAGAUGGACCGUUCUGGCGCCACCAGAAUGCGCAGUUCGCACCUGCUCCUGCUACUGGUUGCGCUGCUCUCUUGUUUCCAGUGUCACCUCGCCGUCCGGCAUGACCCGAAGCGCACGCCUGCCGUCGUCCACCCCGGCGGCGCGGCCACGGAUGCUGCUUCCUCAGGUGCCCCGGACGCCGUUCGGUGCCACGACAGGGCCGUCUGCAGCGAGAAGGGCCUGUUCUUCCCGCCGAUCCCGCUCGUGCCGGAGCCGCCCAACAUCGGCGGCGUGCCCAUCCCUCCGAACCCGAUCACGCCGGCGCCGCCGUCCCUCGUCCCGCCGGUGUUCCCCACCCCGUCUCCGCCGUCCAUUCUGCCGCCGCUCGUCCCGCAGCCGCCGCCGGCGUCGUUGAUACCGCCGAUACUGCCGCUGCCGUUGCUUAACCCGCCGCCUCCGCCACCACCGCCCCCGUCCAUCCUGCCGCCGGUGCCCUUCUUACCGCCGACGCCGUUGAUCCCUGGCUUCCCUGGCGUGCCUCCAGCUUCUUCCUCGAAGAACGGCCGACCGGCGAAACCAUGAGGAGAUGCUAGUCUUCUUGCGCCGAAAUAUCUUCGUGAACGACAUCCUAUACCCAACAUACUCCAUUGUGUGCCCGUGCACUCCACUGUGUCUGUGACUCUGCCGUGGUUUUUCUUUGUUUUCGAUGGCACUCCUCAUAUUAAUCGAGCAUAUUUUGAGUUGCAAUGUACUUCCUCCCUUCUAUAUUACUUAUUCUAGAUUUAGAUGUAUCCACACACAAAAUAUAUCUAGACAUAUCUAAAUAAGCCAAGUGCUGGCUCUCAUGCAUUAUUGUAGGUUUAUUGAAAACCCUAGACUCGCACUUCUGAGUUGUUCUAAUAGCAAUGAAGAAACACGAGGUUUUCCCA
Lolium perenne is the source of this 959-nucleotide messenger RNA. RefSeq lists its product as uncharacterized. The record is from RefSeq and is a predicted model, not a curated record. NCBI's taxonomy places the organism in Eukaryota, Viridiplantae, Streptophyta, Magnoliopsida, Poales, Poaceae.